Rhodamnia argentea is the source of this 2959-nucleotide messenger RNA. Its product is annotated as AUGMIN subunit 5. Gene Ontology annotation, biological process: spindle assembly. Lineage: Eukaryota; Viridiplantae; Streptophyta; Magnoliopsida; Myrtales; Myrtaceae. The transcript has 10 exons. The coding region runs from base 48 to 2414 and encodes 788 amino acids. The record is from RefSeq and is a predicted model, not a curated record. Gene Ontology annotation, cellular component: HAUS complex; spindle microtubule.
AGGGGAAGAAGAGGGGAUAUAAAUAAGUGUAGGGCUCGUCGAGCUCAAUGGCCCAGCCGGAGGCCAUACUGGAGUGGUUGCAGAAGGAAAUGGGGUACCGGCCGUUGGGCCCGUACUCUGUUUCGAGCAAGUCGCAGGCGCCGUCCACCGACUCACUCCGCAAGAUCUGCCGCGGUAACAUGAUCCCGGUGUGGAGUUUUCUGAUGAAGCGCGUGAAAUCCGAGAAGACGGUGGAGAAUAUCAGGAGGAAUAUCACGGUUCAUGGUGGGGGAGAUGUGGGUGGUGGCAGUUCUCCGAAUUUGGGGAAGGAGGAGGGUAGAGGUAAAGGCAGGAGGAAGGAGAAAACGGGUGGGGAUAGUUCUGGCCUCGCGGACAGCAGGGAGGCUGCACUGCAGGAGAGGGAAUUGGCUGUGAAGGAGGUGGACAGGUUGAGGAACAUUUUGAGGAGGCAGAGGAAGGAUUUGAAGGCGAGGAUGAUGGAGGUCUCGAGGGAGGAGGCUGAGAGAAAGAGGAUGCUUGACGAGCGAACAAAUUACAGGCACAAGCAGGUGAUGUUAGAAUCUUAUGACCAACAGUGUGAUGAAGCAGCUAGAAUAUUUGCAGAAUAUCACAAACGACUUCAUUAUUAUGUCAGUCAAGCAAGGGACGCUGAGAGUUCCAUUCUUCACCCUUCCUCUGAGCUGGCCAACAGUUAUAGUGGAGGCAGUGAAAAAGAAGCUGUUUAUUCAACUGUCAAGGGUACAAAAUCUGCUGAAGAUGUUAUCCUUAUCGAAACCACUCGAGAAAAAAAUGUACGGAAGGUGUGUGAGUCUCUUGCUGCACACAUGAUCGAGAAAGUGCGGAACUGUUUUCCAGCUUAUGAAGGAGGUGGUAUACAUAUAAAUCCUCAACUAGAAGCAGCUAAACUUGGAUUUGAUUUUGAUGGAGAAAUACCUGAUGAGGUCGCAACUGUUAUUUUGUCUUGCCUCAAGAGUCCUCCUUUACUGCUUCAGGCAGUUACUGCAUACACAUUGCGGUUGAAAACAUUGAUUUCCAGAGAGAUAGAGAAAAUUGAUGUCAGAGCUGAUGCAGAAAUACUUAGAUACAAGUACGAGAACAACAGAGUAAUGGACGUUUCUUCUCCCGAUGCUAAUUCACCGCUAAACUAUCAGUUCUAUGGUAAUGGAAAGAUAGGCGUUGAUGGAUCUUCUAGAGGAACCCAAAAUCAGCUUCUUGAAAGACAGAAAGCACAUGUUCAGCAGUUUUUGGCUACUGAAGAUGCACUUAACAAAGCUGUGGAGGCCAGAGAUUCCUGUCAGAGGCUUAUACAAGUUCUGCAUGGAAGUAGUGAUAUGGUUUCUGCAAAAACAGUUGGUACUGGGGUAAAAUCACAGAAUGUUGGUAGCCUUCGGCAGUUGGAGUUGGAAGUUUGGGCCAAGGAAAGGGAAGCUGCUGGAUUGAGGGCAAGCUUGAACACUUUGAUGUCUGAAAUCCAACGGCUAAACAAAUUAUGUGCCGAGCGAAAAGAAGCUGAAGAUUCACUAAAGAAAAAAUGGAAAAAGAUUGAAGAGUUUGAUGCCCGCAGAUCGGAACUUGAAACCAUAUAUACUGCUCUACUCAAGGCUAAUAUGGAUGCUGCAGCCUGUUGGAAUCAGCAGCCAUUAGUUGCCAGAGAAUAUGCAGCAAGCACUAUAAUCCCGGCAUGCACGAUUGUGAUAGACAUCUCAAAAAGUGCAAAAGAUUUACUCGAUAAAGAAGUUUCUGCCUUCUGCAGAAGUCCGGAUAACAGUCUCUACAUGCUUCCAUCAACCCCCCAGGCUCUCCUGGAGUCUAUGGGUUCUAGUGGAUCCACAGGACCCGAAGCUGUUGCUGCUGCUGAAAAAAAUGCUGCUUUAUUGACUGCAAGAGCUGGAGCCAGGGAUCCGUCAGCUGUGCCAUCCAUAUGCCGUGUUUCUGCUGCUCUCCAAUAUCCGGCUGGAAUGGAGGGGUCAGAUGCUGCUUUAGCAUCGGUACUAGAGUCCUUGGACUUCUGUUUGAAACUACGUGGUUCUGAGGCUAGUGUGUUGGAAGACUUGGCAAAAGCCAUCAAUUUGGUGCAUGUCCGGCAGGAUCUCGUAGAAAGCAGUCAUACAUUGCUAAACCACGCAUACCGUGCUCUGCAAGAAUAUGAAAGGGCUACUAACUACUGUUUGAAUUUGGCUGCCGAACAAGAGAAAACUGUCAUGGAUAAGUGGUUGCCUGAGCUUAAGGCUGCAGUUUCAAAUGCUCAUACUUGCUUCGAAGAUUGCAGAUAUGUUGCCGGUUUGCUCGAUGAAUGGUGGGAGCAGCCUGCAGCAACUGUUGUUGACUGGGUUACAGUUGAUGGUCAAAAUGUCGCCACUUGGCAUAACCAUGUCAAACAGCUUCUUGCUUUUUACGAUAAGGAACUCUUGUGAGCUGAGCUCAAGGUACCGAGGACAACCUUCAAUUGCCCUGUUCUGGAACAAGUUCCUAAAUUAACUUGCUAAUGGUUCUUAUGACAUGGAAGUUCCAGGAUAAUUACAUUGGAACAGAAGCAGUUUGCAUUAUUGUGGUAUAUACUGCUUUACACCUCCUAGGUACUUUUGACAACUUGAGAGGGAAAAUUUCACAGUCCCUCCGAUAAAGGUUGAGAUUCAUCAGCAGUGAUCCUCCGCCUACGUUGUUGGAUUUGUAUAGUGUGAUUGCGUUGCUUCUUUAGAAGCUUUUUCUGUAUAAUAUGUUUGUUAAAGCUUUGACUCUGGUGGUUCACUUUGCCACUGUUCUUUGGCUGAGAAUGAAGACUGAUGCCACUCGAGUCAUUUCGAGUUGCUUGCAGCAACUUGUGAUUGUAAUUUUGUAUUGUUUGGGAAGGUUGUCACCUGAGAAAUACAGGACGUGUUGAUAGUUACCAAACAAGAUUAGCAUUAUUAUCAUUGUUGAAUUUCAUUUUUUGAGAGUGGAUAGAGGGAUGAUCAGUUCA